This is a messenger RNA of Cololabis saira (Pacific saury), 2845 nucleotides long. Its product is annotated as cytohesin-3-like. Gene Ontology annotation, molecular function: guanyl-nucleotide exchange factor activity. The transcript has 13 exons. Gene Ontology annotation, biological process: regulation of ARF protein signal transduction. Bases 293 to 1477 code for a protein of 394 amino acids. Lineage: Eukaryota; Metazoa; Chordata; Actinopteri; Beloniformes; Belonidae. The record is from RefSeq and is a predicted model, not a curated record.
AGGAUGGAGCAGACGGACAAGGGAGAAACACACAUCACACGUCUGAAUGACUGUUUCUCCCGAUCAGGAUCUAGCUUUAAUGUACCCUCACACUGCAACUUCGCUUUCCCCCCGUUCUGUCUGUCUUUCUUUCUUUUUUUACUAAUUUCGCGACCGACCAACUGGGCACCAGUGAGUCUCCCAGCAGCCUGUGAAGGCACCGCCGGCUUCGCCUGGAUGUGGAAGGAGAGAAGAGCCUUUUGAAAAGCACUCGCACCUUCAUCCGGACUGCCUGCUCGUUUUUACUAUCGACAUGGAGGAAGACAAUCACGUUCCCGAGGAUCUGUCCCUGGAGGAGCGGGAUGAGCUGUCGAACAUCCGGCGGAGGAAGAGAGAGCUUCUGGAUGAUAUUGAGAGAUUGAAGUAUGAGAUAGCAGAGGUCAUGACGGAGAUCGAGCAACUCACAUGUGUUGGGGAAAGUAAAACGUCCCAGAGAAACAAACAGAUUGCUAUGGGCCGGAAGAAAUUCAACAUGGAUCCCAAAAAGGGAAUCCAGUUCCUGCUUGAGAACGACCUUCUCCAGCACACUCCCGAAGACAUCGCCCAGUUCCUCUACAAAGGCGAGGGGCUCAACAAGACCGUCAUCGGAGACUACUUAGGCGAGCGAGAUGACUUCAACAUCAAGGUGCUUCAAGCCUUUGUGGAGCUGCAUGAGUUUGCAGACCUGAACCUCGUCCAAGCGCUACGGCAGUUCUUGUGGAGCUUCCGCUUGCCGGGCGAAGCCCAGAAGAUCGACCGUAUGAUGGAGGCGUUCGCCUCGCGCUACUGCCAGUGCAACGCGGGAGUCUUCCAGUCGACAGAUACUUGCUAUGUUCUGUCAUUCGCUAUCAUUAUGCUGAACACCAGUCUGCAUAACCCUAAUGUCAGAGACAAGCCCCCUGUGGAGCGGUUUAUCUCCAUGAACAGAGGCAUCAAUGAAGGAGGGGAUCUGCCAGAGGAGCUUCUCAGGAACCUUUAUGACAGCAUCAAAAAUGAGCCCUUCAAGAUCCCAGAGGACGACGGGAACGAUCUGACGCACACAUUCUUCAAUCCCGACAGGGAGGGCUGGCUCUUAAAGCUCGGAGGCCGAGUGAAAACGUGGAAGAGAAGGUGGUUUAUUCUGACCGACAACUGCCUCUACUACUUCGAAUACACAACGGAUAAAGAGCCUCGUGGGAUUAUUCCUCUAGAAAACCUCAGUAUCAGAGAGGUGGACGAGCCGCGAAAACCCAACUGCUUCGAGCUCUACAACCCCAACCACAAGGGUCAGGUCAUUAAGGCAUGCAAGACGGAGGCGGACGGGCGGGUCGUCGAGGGCAACCACGUCGUGUACAGAAUAUCAGCCCCAACUCCCGAGGAGAAGGAGGAGUGGAUCAAAUCCAUCAAAGCGAGCAUCAGCAGGGAUCCUUUCUACGACAUGCUGGCCACCAGGAAGAGGAGGAUAGCCAACAAGAAAUGAUGACCAGACAUCUUCUUGCUACUUCAGGCAGCAGCACUUCAAUGACUGGGAAUCCAUGCGUGUGUGCGUGUUAUGGGAGCCACAAUCUCCCAUUUAUUGUUUCAUGGCUGGAGGAGAAACAGUAAAUGAAAGAGGAAUACUAUGGAUCAUCUACAUUUCUGUCAAGACUGUCUUCACCUCAAUAUGUGAAUGUGGGGAUUUUAUUUAGUUUGGCAAAGACUUGGAAUAUUGAUAUUAAAGGGAGAGGAGAGAACUGUGAAUUCAAUCUUCACCAAUGGGAUAAAAAUGAAGAACACUAUGAGACAAGUCAGCCAUGACUAUUAUCGUGGGAUUUCUUUUUUUUAAUACUAAUGAAGAGAUUGCCCUCUGCUGGACACAUACGGAAUGAAAUCUACUGCACUAUAAUUUGAAACCUCAACAUCCAUCAUUAUAUCCUGCAGCGUUCCUGUCAUCUAGGUCAUUGCCAGCAAGACUCCCAGAUGCCAUCGUAAUACUUUUACCUCUAUCAACAACUGCCAACGCCAACAAUAUUUUGUAGCAACUAACUUCUGAAUGCCUCAAGUUUAUCAAUCAGCUGGUCUGAUUGAUAACCCCUCAAGUGACUGAAUCUUUAUAUGCAAAUAUUCUGAUUUAUCCUAGAAAAUUCAACUCGUGCUUAAUUUACAGUCCGCACAAGUAUUUCAUCUUUGAAGGAAAAGAAAUGGAAACAGGUUUGAGGAAAUAUUCAGUGUAUGCGAUAGUGUAGUAACACAUUUUAAAUGACCAUGGGUUUUAAAAAGCUAUAGUUAAUCAAAUAUUAAUUCUGAAAAAUGUAAUCUGAAAUUAUUUUAUGCAUUGAAGAUCCACCUUUGCGAUCAAGUUAUUUUCCGUUGGAUUUAUUUUUUCUUUAAUGUUUCACAGAAGAGGCAGCCCCACAUCUUACAGUUAGCAUGUAUAGAAUUUAAUGUACAGACCGUUUUGUUUUGAUUGAUUUUGUGUGUUCAUGUGACAUGUAAAUCUUGACUGUAGCUUUUACCCGUUCACCUUUUUAGUUUGCCAUCUGACAGAUGAUAAUAACUUGUGCAGCUCGUGGUGGAGCAGUGAAAAACGGUUAUAACUGAGGAAAUUAUACAUGAUACAAGAAAAAAAAAAAGAUACUGGACUUUUCAAAAGUCCACUAACGUGUGUGAAAGUUGACUGGAACUUACCCAGCCUAAAGCCAAAACUGAAUUUAGUGGGUGCAGAAGUUUAAUCUUUGAUUAUUUUCUUUCUCUUUUUCUUAAAGAUGAGACAACUUCUGAAUACUUUGAUGUACAAUCUGAAUAAAAAUUCAUGCUGAUAAUACACAACAGUUUGCGUGUUCACGUGAAUUGAAGUGCUCGACUCACC